AUGAGCAGUCUCAUAUUCCCUUCACUGGCGGUUCAUCCCAUCAGUCUCCACAUCAGUCUCCACUCCAUUCUCGACAGCAUUCAGCCCAUCAGUCUCCACAUCAUUCAUCCCAUCAGUCUCCACAUCAUUCUUCGCCGACCCAACAGGCGUUUUACCGUCCGAUUAUGUCUCCCAAAGACCAAGCAGUCAAUUUUUCCUUCACUCAGUUUUCCUCCCCUCAGACUUCUCAGCGUCAGUUUGGAGAUUCUUUUAUUGACUUUUCCGGUUUCAGAGAGUUCGCUAGAUGGCCAGUCGAUACAUUACACGAGUACCUUUCUUUCGAGUAUGUUCGAGGGUGUUGCUGGUCAGCAUCAGGCUGAUAACCCAGCUGAGGGUGAGCGUGAGAGUCAGGGUGAGGAUGAGGCUGAGGAUGCAGACCAGGAUGAUCAGUUUGAGGGUCAGGGUUAUCAGUGCCAUGAGGAGCAGGGAUCGAGUCAGACUCUAAGGACUCCACCGUUGGCUGUGAGUAAAGGCCAGAGAGUGACGAAGGAGCCCGAUAGAUUGACUUAUAGCAUUUUUCGGGCUAAAAAGCCCAAGAAGAAGUAG
Messenger RNA from Oldenlandia corymbosa var. corymbosa, 585 nucleotides. The record is from the annotation of a GenBank genome assembly. NCBI's taxonomy places the organism in Eukaryota, Viridiplantae, Streptophyta, Magnoliopsida, Gentianales, Rubiaceae.